Messenger RNA from Homarus americanus (American lobster), 966 nucleotides. Its product is annotated as basic salivary proline-rich protein 1-like. The record is from RefSeq and is a predicted model, not a curated record. Bases 1 to 966 code for a protein of 321 amino acids. The transcript is spliced from 6 exons. Lineage: Eukaryota; Metazoa; Arthropoda; Malacostraca; Decapoda; Nephropidae.
AUGAUCUUCGAGGCGGCCAUGGUGUUGGUUGACUCAAAUGCCCUCCGGGGGCAACGUUCCCAUGGGCCCUCCCAUUUGCCCUACCAGGUGCGGCGCCCUAAGGGGCCCUCGCAGGAACGUCGGCGCACCCAGUGGCCGUCCCAGGGGCGGCGACGCCCCCAAGGACCCUCCCUAGGAUGUCAGACUUCUCCGGGGCAACGCCCCAUGGGCCCCCUCCCAUUUGCCUUGAAUACCAGGUGCGGCGCCCUUAGGGGCUCCUCGGCAGGAACGUCGGCGCACCCAGUGGUCAAGUCCCAGGGCGGUGACGCCCCUCAUGACCCUCCUCCUAGCGGCGGCGUUCCGCCUCCCAAAGGUGGCGGAGGGUCUCUAACAGGCAUUUUGCCCCCGCCCCCCCGGGCCCUUCCAGGGGCUGGCGCUUCCCAGGCCCUCCCACAGCUGUCGGCGGCCCCAGGCCCCAUGGAUAGCGGUACCCCAGGCCCCAGGGCGGGGGCACACCACGGGCCUAAUAGAGACGUCCUCGCAGGGAUCCCUAUAGUUGUGCGGCGCUUCCAGGGGCAUUCCCAGGGGCAACGGCGCACUCAGUGCCCCCGGAGCCCUCUCAGGGACAACGGCGCUCUGAGGGGCCCUGCCAGGGGAUGUGGAGUCCCAGGAGCCCUGGGAGGGUCGUUGGUGCCCCCAGGGGCCUUCCCAGGGGCGGUGGGGCUUUCAGGUGCCCUCCCAGAUGCUGAAGCGCUACUAGUGGCCUUCCCAAUGGAGGCAGCACCCUCAGGGGACCACUUUAGGUGUUGCUGGGACCCCAGGGCUUGCCAGGGUCUUCUGUCUUGUUACAUGCCCUCCGGGGGCAACGCUCCCAUGGGCCCUCCCAUUUGCCCUACCAGGUGCGGCGCCCUAAGGGGCCCUCGCAGGAACGUCGGCGCACCCAGUGGCCGUCCCAGGGGCGGCGACGCCCCCAAGGACCCUCCCUAG